CAACUCAUUGUUCCGUAGCAUUUUAGCCUUCUUUUUUUUUAGCCUGCACACCACAGAUUGCGGGAAGACGGACCGUAGAGAGGCGUUUCAUUCAAAGGAUUCUCGAAGUUUCUCCCCGUCCCCUUCUUCAGCAGACACACACAUAUCCCCGAUAACACGGCGUUGUGUGUGCCGCAGGAGCGAAAAAACGACCGUAGAAGAGCUCUUUUAUCGGCGGUCUCAUCUGUGAGCGCACGCACGCUGAUGGCGGUCACUAUCGAGGAUCUGUAUCGGAGCUACGGGGUCCUUGCCGACGCCAAGGACAACCUCAGUCAGCACAAAGAUGCCUACCAAGUAAUCUUGGAUGGCGUGAAGGGUGGCCCGAAGGAGAAGCGCCUGGCGGCACAGUUUAUCCCCAAGUUCUUCAGCAGCUUUCCGGAACUGGCCGACUCGGCCAUUAACGCCCAGCUCGAUCUCUGUGAAGAUGAGGAUGUGUCGAUCCGACGACAGGCCAUCAAGGAGCUUCCGCGGUUCGCAACUGGCGAGAACAUCCUCAGAGUUGCAGAUAUUCUCACCCAGCUCCUUCAGACAGAUGAUACAGCCGAGUUCAACCAAGUGACUGGAUCCCUUAUUGCUAUCUUCAAGAUAGAUGCUAAGGGUACUCUCGGAGGCCUCUUCUCUCAGAUCCUGCAAGGAGAGGACAUCGUGCGAGAACGGGCCAUCAAGUUCCUGUCGAGCAAACUGAAGACCCUGCCAGAGGAAGUCAUGACGAAGGAGAUGGAGGAUUACGUCUUUGCAGAGACAAAGAAGGUGCUGGAGGAUGUGACCGGAGAGGAAUUUGUUCUGUUGAUGCGCGUCGUUUCGGGCCUGCGGGUGCUGCAGACGGUGAACGGGCGGCAGCAGCUGGUGGAGCUGGUGGUGGAGCAGGCUUUCCUGGAGCAGGCCCUCAACCCAACCGACCCGGACACUGUUGACCGCCUGCUGCAGUGCACACGACAAGCCCUGCCCCUCUUCUCUAAAAAUGUCCAUUCCACGCGCUUUGUAACCUACUUCUGUGAACACGUCCUGCCCAACCUCAGUUCCCUGACCAGUCCCGUGGCUGAGCUGGACAUUCAGUUGGAGGUGCUGAAGCUGCUGGCGGAGAUGAGUCCGUUCUGUGGAGACAUGGAUAAGCUGGAGCCCAACCUCAACAUGCUGUUCACCAAGCUGCUGGAGUUCAUGCCGCUGCCACCAGAAGAAGUCGGGAACGGAGAGAACUCUGCGAGCGAGGAGCCCAAACUGCAGUUCAGCUACGUGGAGUGUCUCCUCUUCGGCUUCCACCAGCUGGGCAAGAAGCUGCCGGACUUCCUCCUCGAGAAAGUGGACGCCGAGCGCCUCAAAGACUUCAAGAUCCGGUUACAGUAUUUUGCCAGAGGCCUGCAGGUUUAUAUCAGACAGCUGCGAGUAGCACUGCAAGGAAAGUCCGGAGACGCUCUGAAGACGGACGAGAAUAAGAUCAAAGUGGUGGCCCUCAAGAUCACAAACAACAUCAACGUCCUCAUCAAGGAUCUCUUCCACAACCCUCCAUCAUUCAAGAGCACAGUCAGUCUGUCCUGGAAACCCAUCCAGAGGUCGGAGGCAGUAGCACCGAAGCGCCCGUCCGCUGACGAGAUCGGCUCCGGCGGCAGCACAAACAAACAGGUCUCUCCUCAGCCCCGGAGGGAUGCGCGGCAGAUCUACAAUCCCCCCAGCGGCAAGUUCAGCGCAACCAUCGGCAAUUUCACUUAUGAGCAGCGCGGCGGCUUCAGGGGCGGACGAGGACGAGGCUUCGGAGGCCGAGGCAACCGGAGCCGAGGCCGAAUCUACUGAGAAACGCACACAUACAGUACAUAUUGCUCAUUGAACUGCAUCACAUCAGGAUAUUUUUGGCACCUACUCUACUUUUUUUUUAAAAUGGUCUCCACGUCUUUUUCAUCAUCCAACUCCUACAUCCAGUUUUUGUUUGUUGUUGUUUUUUUUGUGGAUAAUAUGGGGUUUUGUUUCCCGUCUUCAGACAACUGGCGCACUCAUUUCAACAUUUACUCCCCAUAAUCCUUUUGGCCAAGGCGAUAGUUAACGUAAAUCUAGAUGGUUUUUCUCCCCCCCAUCCCCCCCCCCCCCAUCCCAUAAUUUUAAAAAAAUAUUCUGUGUAUUUUUGUGGAAAAACUGCCACGUUGUAAUUGAUGAAUAUUUUUGUCGGAUCGUUGUAGGAAGAGAUAAAGAUCCUCUUGUUUGGAACGUGGACGAAUGCGUUUCUUUCUACCUUUUUUUUUUUUUUUUUUUUUUUAAAUUUAAUCUUAUUUUUCUUUUUUUUCAGAACUUAAGUUGAAUUGGCUGACUAUGCUCUACUUUGUAUGACUCAAUGAUGUUUCAUUGGAUUUUUAUCAUAAACUUGUAUGGAAGUAUAAAACCUU
Cyclopterus lumpus (lumpfish) is the source of this 2411-nucleotide messenger RNA. RefSeq names its product apoptosis inhibitor 5 (gene api5). Gene Ontology annotation, cellular component: nucleus. Lineage: Eukaryota; Metazoa; Chordata; Actinopteri; Perciformes; Cyclopteridae. Gene Ontology annotation, molecular function: RNA binding. The coding region runs from base 244 to 1827 and encodes 527 amino acids. The transcript has 14 exons. The record is from RefSeq and is a predicted model, not a curated record. Gene Ontology annotation, biological process: negative regulation of apoptotic process.